This is a messenger RNA of Pecten maximus, 1870 nucleotides long. RefSeq names its product titin homolog. The record is from RefSeq and is a predicted model, not a curated record. Lineage: Eukaryota; Metazoa; Mollusca; Bivalvia; Pectinida; Pectinidae. Bases 374 to 1669 code for a protein of 431 amino acids. The transcript is spliced from 11 exons.
GAGAGAGAGAGAGAGAGCACCCGAGCUAGACAGCUUAUGGGGAAUAUUGUUGUGUUUUAGACCAACAUUGUGGGGAAAAACGGUGCUUAUGGGGAUUCCCGUCGUUCCCCACAAAUCGCUCCCCCAUAUAUUCGUAAUCAGCGUGAGCGAAUCUUUAAUAAAAAACUGAAAGUAGAAAAAUGCUAUUUUUAGACCAUUUCAACACUCUCAUAUUAUCACACGACCAUGAAAUGGAGGUGUAGGAAUCAUGGGAAAUUUCUACUCGGAAUGCUUCUAAGUUGUAGCAUUAACACGUCAUGAUUUUGGCGCGAAAAUAUUCGGCGGAGUCCUGAGCAGGCUAGGGUAUUGCGAGGAAAGCAGAACAAGCAAGAACAUGGGACGAAGCAAAAAAAAACCCAAGCCUUACAGAAAACAAUCUGAAUCAAAUCAGCCUAAAGAUGGAUCCUGUAUAUUUGUGAAGCUUGACAAGGGAGUGUGGUGGCCAGGAUAUGCCUCGGAGGGAAAAGGCUACUUCUAUGAUGAAGAUGAAUAUAACAUAACCCUCAACAAAUCUAAUUGGAAAUAUACAGUCAGUGAUGAACAGCUGAGGAAAUCACUAGACAAACUGAAAGGUAGAAAUAAAAGGAAAUUUUUUGAUGAUUUGGAAGCAACAAAGUCAAAGAAAGGCAGUGGAAUGACAGGACAUGCUGAUGGACAAGAAGAGAUAGUAGAUGAUAACAUUGAUGAACAAGAAAGGCUUGAAGAGAAUAGCAAGGUAGAUGAUGACCAAGAGAAGAUAUUGGAGGAUGGACAGAUGAAGGACGAUGGCCAAGAGAAGAUAGUGAAGGAUGGACAGAUGAAGGACGAUGACCAAGAGAAGAUUGUGAAGGAUGGACAGAUGAUGGAUGAUGACCACGAGAAGAUUGUGAAGGAUGGACAGAUGAAGGACGAUGACCAAGAGAAGAUUGUAAAGGAUGGACAAAUGGUGGAUGAUGACCAAGAGAAGAUUGUGAAGGAUGGACAGAUGAUGGAUGAUGACCAAGAGAAGAUUGUGAAGGAUGGACAGAUGAAGGAAGAUGACCAAGAGAAGAUAGUGGAUGAUGGACAGAUGAUUGAUGAUGACCAAGAGAAGAUUGUGAAGGCUGGACAGAUGAUUGACGAUGACCAAGAGAAGAUUGUGAAGGAUGGACAGAUGAAGGACGAUGACCAAGAGAAGAUUGUGAAGGAUGGACAGAUGAUGGAUGAUGACCAAGAGAAGAUUGUGAUGGAUGGACAGAUGAAGGACGAUGACCAAGAGAUGUUGGUGGAGGAUGGAGAGUUAGCAGAUGAUGAACUAGAAUGGAGAUCAGAUGAUGAACUAGAAAGGAGAUCAGAUGAUGAACUAGAAAGAAUAUCAAAUGAUGAACUAGAAUGGAGAUCAGAUGAUGAACUAGAAAGAAUAUCAAAUGAUGAACUAGAAUGGAGAUCAGAUGAUGAACUAGAAAGCAUAACACUAACAGAUGGUCAUGAUGGAAACAUGAGUUUCAGAUAUGAUGGAAACAUGGUCAUGCUGAAGGAAAACAGAGAAGCCUUUAGUGCUGUUAAAGAAAAGCCGGAUCUGGAGCAAGUAAUGGAUUCUUGCAGCGAGGACAGCAACUGCUCGCUGAUUUGGCCCAUAUUGAGUGUUAGUCUGAGAAGACCAGAAUCUUAAAGAGAUGGCAAACCAAUGACUCACAUAAAGACAGUGAUAGUAGUGUUCAUGACUAUGAUUCUGACAGCAGAGACCCUUCUUAUAAGCCACAGAAGCCUGAUAGACUUGAUGAUGGUGAGACAGAUGCAAGUGACCACAAUGAUUCCAGUGCAUUGACCAUCACCAAGAAAAGAAAGAGCCUUCACUGGAAAAAGAAAGAAA